This is a messenger RNA of Colletotrichum siamense, 378 nucleotides long. RefSeq lists its product as uncharacterized. The record is from RefSeq and is a predicted model, not a curated record. The transcript has 3 exons. The coding region runs from base 1 to 378 and encodes 125 amino acids. Lineage: Eukaryota; Fungi; Ascomycota; Sordariomycetes; Glomerellales; Glomerellaceae.
AUGCGAAAAAGUCCUGGAAAAAUUCCACGAAGCUCGCAGUCAUCUGAUCUGUCACGAGACCGCCGAACGCCAGCCACUCACAGUCCUCGACUGCGCUCCGUUCCAGACUCGCUGCCACCCAGCUGCUUCCUCAUCCUUCCGGUUCUGUUUUCCAAGACUUCAACGAAGGAUCAGCUCCAUCGCUCUCAAACCAGCCCGAUUCACUUCGAGGUCCCUCCACCCUCCCGAACCGUAUCGCAUCGCCAAAAAAAAAAAACCUACGGACACUGCACCUUCCGUUUACUGGGCGCGUCGCAAAUCGGCCGGAUUAACCAAUCCACCACCACCACCUCAUCAGGUCGCCGCAUUCAAGCAUCAUCGAUCUGCACAGCCGCAUAA